UUGUAGCUUCUUUUUUAAGAAAACUGUGAACACCCAUUUGUGGUAAACCACGCAUUUAUUGGCCUGAAUACUCGGAAGCUCGUGCUUUCUGGCUGCAAAGGACAACGAAGGAGGAGACAUGUGGGGAAAAAGCACCGUGGCAUCUAUGCAAAAAAAAAAGUUAAGCUGAAUUUUCAGAUAAACAUUUAGAAGAUGUAUGAUUCGUAAAUUCGGACACUUGGCAGAAAAAGAGCGACGUGAGAUGAUAAGAAUACAGCUGCAGGUGGUCGGUUGUUCUUAGUUCUUGUGAGAGUUCAUGUUUACUUUCAGAAUAAAGUUUUAGAAAAAAAUGAAACACAUACAUUUAUAAAUUGUUUUUUAGAAGCAGAGUGACAUCCUAAACUGAUGCGAUGGAGGUUGUGCACAUGCGCCCUUUGUGUUCUUCAGUGCAGCUUCAUCCUGUAGAUAGAGAACUCACCUUCUACAUUAUGAAUAAAUUUGAUCCAUUUAGACAUAUUUUUAGUGUCGGGUGUUUAAUAACAAAAAAGUCACCUUUAGUAUUUUUCUUUUUGUGAACAAGGGUGGGGCAGAUGACAUAGUUUGCAUAUCACGUGACUGCGUAUUAACAAAUCACCAAGUGCCUUCCCUUUACUCUUCAGGAGUCGCUAAAAGGCUUUCAAGGCGCGUUUGAGAAACGGCUCCAUGGAAAUGUGUGAGCGGAAUUCUCUAAAUCCCGGCUAUGUUGGUUCCCUCUUGAAUUUCGCUCCCCCCGAGUCGCUGUAUUUCACCAACUUGCGCGGGAAUGGAGCGCACCUCCCGGGGCUGCACCAGCUGCAGUACAACAGGAGAGAUGUGUGCACGCUCCCGUGGACGCCCUCAAGUUCUGGACCUGCAGCCGCGCCAGCGCAGCACAGCCGCGCCUUUGAAGGCUACUGCCCGCCGUUCCUGUCCAGCGCUUUGUCCGCUGGUUCCUCCAAGACGCACGUGGAUGAGUGCGCGGCGCGAUGCUUUCGUGACCUAAAGACUGAGGAGGCUGGCGUGCACGAGGAACUUUACACCACGGAGCACGGCGUGCGUGCGUACUCGGAUCUCGACAGUGGACACAGGACUCCGGGACAACCUGAUCCGGAUUCGGCAUCUCCUCAUGAUGUGAACGGAACCAAGCAAGAGCAGGAGCCUCCAUCGUCACAUGCAUGCUCCAGGAGCACUUUUGGAGCAGGAAUCCCGUGGUGUUCAUCACAAGUGAGGUCUCGAAAGAAGAGGAAGCCUUACUCCAAGCCCCAGCUGGCUGAACUUGAGAAUGAAUUUCUCAUGAACGAAUUCAUCAACCGACAGAAGCGAAAGGAACUGUCAGACAAACUUGACCUGAGCGACCAGCAGGUGAAAAUCUGGUUUCAGAACCGCAGGAUGAAGAAGAAACGGCUGAUGAUGAGGGAGCAGGCUUUCUCUGCGUACUGCUGACCUUUGGACUUGAUCCUGACUGUAUACAGCUGACUGUACGAGCAGUGUGGAUUCAUCCAAAGCUCCAGAAAACUCAUCAAGCUCAUUUUUUAACAUAAAUUGUAAGAGCAGCAGUGAUUCGUUUUAAAGGAAGGGCCUUUGAGAGACGCAGAGCAGCGUUUAUGACCCGGAGGUGGUGGGAAGAGGCUGGGAUGCAAAGCGCAUGAUUGUCACAUGAUAUGUUCAUAUUUAUCCACACUCCCGACUUUUGUUUGCAUCAGCACUUUGGUUAUGAUUAGAAACAUGUUUCUAGAAAAAAAAUGCAAAGUUUACAAAAACCUCUUAAAAUGCAAAUCAGAUUGCGGAUUUUUCAAUCAUAAAAAAACCUAAAAGUUAGGGAUGUGUUUGAAUUUCAGAUACAAAUUUAAAGGAAAAUUUUAGUCAAAUAUGAAGUAAUGGGAAUAUAGUAAUAUUUAAUCUGUUUGUAUCAUUAAAACUCCAACUUGAGGGCCGAUUUUAACGGGUUUGUGGAAUCACUUUGUUUUUAUAUUUUCGUGUUCCAUUUUUUGCUGCUUUAUUGAAAGGGGAAUUUCCUGUUUAGAGAUUAAGUAAACCUUUUUUAAAAGUUAUUGUAAGAAUAUAUAGGAUGUUUGCAUGUUUAUUAUUUGGAAUGUUCUUGUCUUAUGUUGCAGUUUGGUGUCGUUGAUUUUCUCUGACAUGACUUUCCAACCUUUUGCCAGCAAAAUAAGUGAAUGUGAAAUGGGAUUGUGUUGCAAAAAAACAAACAAACAAACAAACAAGGAGUAUGUUGUCUCCUUUUGCUGCAACAGAAGUCCUGAAAAUUGCCAACUUUUGACUUUAAUAUAUCAUUUUUUUGGAAAUAUAUUUCAGUUUGGCUGAUUUCGCUGAUUUGAAAAUGACAAAUAUAUAUAUUAAAAUUAUUGUGUUGUUGGGGAAAAGUGUAAA
This is a messenger RNA of Oryzias melastigma (Indian medaka), 2385 nucleotides long. It is a transcript of the gene hoxd12a, whose product is annotated as homeobox D12a. Lineage: Eukaryota; Metazoa; Chordata; Actinopteri; Beloniformes; Adrianichthyidae. The transcript has 2 exons. The coding region runs from base 682 to 1440 and encodes 252 amino acids. Gene Ontology annotation, biological process: regulation of DNA-templated transcription. Gene Ontology annotation, molecular function: sequence-specific double-stranded DNA binding; DNA-binding transcription factor activity, RNA polymerase II-specific. The record is from RefSeq and is a predicted model, not a curated record.